AGGGGGCAGAGUAAACCUUAUUAAGUCAUGGUUUCAAGCAAGAAUAAAAGCAAAAGAGGAGCAGCCAAAACUCAGAAAGAGGGACAACAUGGAUCCAAACACGACGAUUCUGCGGGUCAAGAGAAAAAGGGGGACUGAUCCCGCAGAUGCUUUGUUGCUGGCGUGUAAGCGUAUCCGUCCAGAGUCGUCUCAGAGUCCAGCAGAGACAGUCCCGGAGCCCGAUGAGGCCGAGGUGGAGAACUCUGUCUUCAAACUCGUGGCAACCGUAGCGACUCAGGAUGCUCCAGUUCAGACGCAGGUCCGACAGGCUCUGGCUCGGCCUCGCAUGGCCCAUGCGUUGCGGCCCUCUGCCACCAGCUCCCAGCGGAUAGUUGGAGACCUUCGGAGCUCGAAGUGGAGCACUCGGAGAGAGGAACGCUACAGGAUACUGUCCAGCCAUCGCGCAGGGCUGUCGAGCCCAGCUGAGCAGCAGAGCCCCCAGUUGGCCACUCCUGAAGGCGGAGAUGAGAUGGGGAAGGAGCAGCAGAAGAUUUGGGUCUUGGGUGAAAUCCAGGUGGUUGAAUCUUGUACAUGAGGAUGUAGAAGAAAAGGACAAGUCCCCCACAAGACCCUGUCCUCAGAUCCAGAAGUGAUUCUGUGCAACAACACCAAGAUGCUGCGGGAGCGUCUGAACGUAACUGGAGAGAGACCCAGAGAGGAGCAUCGAGAGCAGGAUGCCGACUACGUCUAUGACCUUUACUCAGAGACGGUCACACCGGGCUGGAUCCAGGACAUCCUGUCUGUCAGAGCCUACGCCGAUGAGGGAGAACUGGUGCCUGACCUUGUGGUUCAUGAAGAGGAGGUGUACGAAGAUGAGGAUGAUGAAAACGAGGAAGGCAACUGGAGGAAUGAAUACCCAGAUGAAGGCAGCGAUGCAGACAGUGACAGAGAGGAGCGCUAUGGUGGUUACUGGGAGGAGGAGCACUCGUACAGCCGGAGGAGCUGGGAGCGCUACCAAAGGGAGGUGCUGAAUGAGCUGGGCUGCAGGGGUGCUGAUGAAGAUGAGGAUGAAGGAGAUAAAUAUUCAGAUUCCGAUUGAUUUGUCUCCUAACCCCCACCUGUCAAUGGAUCCUUCCCAGCACCCUUUUUACCAAUAACACAACGUUCCUCAGACCUCUGUGUAGGUGAGAAUUAAGGGGAGACAACGGCAGAAACACUUGAAAAUGUACUCCAUUAAUGUGUAGCACUCCUCAGAUUUUAUUGAAUUAUAAUGAAAUUGGGUGAAAUUAAUUAACACUACCCAACAUAUUAACAUUCCCUUGUCAACUAUUCAAAUCCCCCCCCCUUUUUUUGCAUCAUUUUGUGUUGAGUAAUGCAGGACAUACAGCAGGCUGUGAACUUUACAUACUGACUCCAUUAAACGUUAAAGUGUUAAUUAGAAAAAAACAUGUCAGAUCACCUAGUUACUGUUAUUUGCAGCCAGUAAGUCUUUUAAACCAGAACAGGAUUUCGUACAGACAUCUCCUCCUCCAAAAAUAGUCUCACAUGAAAAGUUGAUGCUUUUCUAAUGAUGCUGAGCAAUUAUACAGCCAAGCUGAUGCUAGCUUUAGCCCACAAGCUGACUUAAAUAAGAUAAACAUUGUAUUUAGAUCGAACCCUUAACCAGAUGCAGGGAUUUAAAACAAGUAGGAAGUGGUUGGCUGGAUAUUUUUUUAUGUCCAGCACAUCCAACGCUCUCUUGAAAUCUAACUCAAAAUUCUGAGCUGGGUACAUGCCAAACCCAGCAUAUUCACCCGCUACAUUUAAUUGUCAGUUCACUUAAAUUGCCCAAAACACAAAGUCUGUACACAAUCAACGUUUCAGAUGUUUCAGAGAUCUUGUGUUUUAUUUUAGAGUGAAUUCCUCUCUCUACUACACAGAGUGAAGGAGUUUGUGAUCUUCUCAGUUGGAUCCAGUGUCUUUUUUUUUUUUUUUUUUCCUUUUUUAACUGUGGUGGAGUGAACUUGUGUGUGGGUGUUGUGUUCAAAGUGAAUGUGUGUUAGAAAUGUUGCAUAUUAGUGUUAAAUGCCUGGUAUGCUUUGUGCUGUUAACACUUCUGUUAGUGAGACGUCUUGAGCUGAGUGUGUACGCAUUUUGUGCAUGGUAGUGUGUGUAGGUAUAACUGUGUGUGUUAAGGUUUUUUGCAUAAUGUGAGUGUGCUGCAUAAGUUUUGUGGUAUGUGUGGUUCAGAAUUUCUUGGAUUGUUUCUCUUGGAUGCUUGUUGAAAGAAACUUUUGUAAAUAUGUAGAUGUGUAUAAAAAGAAAGCUUUCAAAAUAAACUUCAAACAUCUGUGUUAA
Messenger RNA from Notolabrus celidotus (New Zealand spotty), 2316 nucleotides. It is a transcript of the gene slc7a6os, whose product is annotated as solute carrier family 7 member 6 opposite strand. The record is from RefSeq and is a predicted model, not a curated record. Lineage: Eukaryota; Metazoa; Chordata; Actinopteri; Labriformes; Labridae. Gene Ontology annotation, biological process: developmental process.